AGCUUUCCCCCAUCCUCAGAGAUAUCAUUCGCAAACCCAUUUUCCCUCAGAAGAUUCCAUAUCACCUCGCACAGAAAAUGCAUUUCUCCUUCCUCGCCGUUGUUACUUUGUUGACAGCGUCCAUGUCUGUUAGUGCAUGUGGCGAAACACCGUGCGCAUCAAGUACGGAUUGCUGUUCGAACUAUCUUUGUAUAGAACCACCUGGGUCACAUGACCCACCUGCGCGCCUUAGCAAGCAGCGCACUGCAUCCACAAUUAAAGUUGAGCCGGCAGUCCUAGUGGUGCAUCGCGACAGUGAGUCACGCUUCUGCUUUUGCCUUGGUAUCAUGUUGUUUGUGGAUAAAUUUUCGUGCUGCUCGACCAAUGUAAAUGUUUGGAUUUAUCUGAAAAUGAUCAACUGUGCCUAGUCUUGCUCGUGGUUCACUAAGCUUGAGUUCGAGAG
Messenger RNA from Suillus fuscotomentosus, 442 nucleotides. RefSeq lists its product as uncharacterized. Bases 78 to 407 code for a protein of 109 amino acids. The record is from RefSeq and is a predicted model, not a curated record. Lineage: Eukaryota; Fungi; Basidiomycota; Agaricomycetes; Boletales; Suillaceae. The transcript has 3 exons.